Messenger RNA from Mugil cephalus (flathead mullet), 1572 nucleotides. It is a transcript of the gene krr1, whose product is annotated as KRR1 small subunit processome component homolog. The transcript is spliced from 10 exons. The record is from RefSeq and is a predicted model, not a curated record. NCBI's taxonomy places the organism in Eukaryota, Metazoa, Chordata, Actinopteri, Mugiliformes, Mugilidae. Gene Ontology annotation, cellular component: small-subunit processome; nucleolus. Gene Ontology annotation, molecular function: RNA binding. The coding region runs from base 41 to 1201 and encodes 386 amino acids.
AAGGAGAGUGUCUGCGCGUCACUUCCGCCUCUAGUCAACAAUGGCGUCCUCCACGACAGAAGACGGCGUGAGUGAUUCGCCAACAGGCAAAAAAUCUAAAAAGACGAAACCUCAGGUGGAUGAAUCUGAACUCCUGACUGUUCCUGAUGGAUGGAAAGAGCCGGCGUUCACCAGAGACGACAACCCCCGUGGCCUACUGGAGGAGAGCAGCUUCGCCACCCUCUUCCCCAAAUACAGAGAAGCCUACCUGAAGGAGUGCUGGCCGCUGGUGGAGAAGGCUUUAGGAGAGUCGCACAUCAAAGCCUCUCUGGACCUGAUAGAAGGCAGCGUUACAGUCUGCACCACUAAGAAAACAUUUGAUCCCUACGCCAUCUUAAGAGCGAGAGAUCUCAUUAAGCUGCUGGCGAGGAGCGUCCCAUUUGAACAGGCUGUGCGGAUAUUGCAGGACGACGUGGCUUGUGACAUCAUCAAAAUCGGGACCCUGGUGAGGAACAGAGAGCGGUUUGUGAAGCGAAGGCAGCGGCUUAUUGGCCCCAAGGGCUCCACCCUAAAAGCGUUAGAGUUGUUGACCAACUGCUAUGUGAUGGUACAGGGCAACACGGUGUCAGCCCUGGGACCCUACAACGGCCUAAAGGAGGUCCGUAAAGUGGUGUUGGACACGAUGAAGAACAUCCACCCCAUCUACAACAUCAAGACAUUGAUGAUCAAAAGAGAGCUGUCCAAGGACCCCGACCUGCGGGUGGAGAGCUGGGAGCGCUUCCUGCCCAAGUUCCGCCACAAGAACCUGGCCAAGCGCAAGGAGCCCAAGAAGAAGAGCACGAAGAAGGAGUACACGCCGUUCCCCCCUCCACAGCCAGACAGCAAGGUUGACAAGGAGCUUUCCACAGGAGAGUUCUUCCUGCGUGAAAGUGUGAAAAGGAGGAAGAAGAUGGAGGAAAUCAAGGUCAAGCAAGCAGAAGCACUGACCAAGAAACAGGAAGAGCGAAACAAAGCCUUCAUCCCUCCCAAAGAGAAGCCUUUAAUGAAGCAUACAACUAAAGCCCCCACAGAAAGUAAGCUGGACAUCGAAGCCAUCAAGGAAAAAGUGAAAAAAGCCAAGACCAAGAAGCUCGGGGCUCCACCAGUGAACCCGAAUCCUCCGGCCAGCAGCAGCAGCACCACCAACAAAAAGAAAAAGAACAAAACAAAAAGCAAAGGCUAAACAUGCAGCGGCUCCACUGCCGCUCUAACAUACCACAUGUUAUGGUGUAAAAAGACUGUACGCACAGAGGAGGACAGGACGUCAGACACAGAGUGUGUGUCUGAGCUUGGAUCAAGGUUAAUGAUUCCACCAUGAACUCUCAAUCACGUUUUUAUUCAGCUGUUUCUUCUGCUGAAGAAUUUCCCAGUGGUUAAUGUUGUAUCUUGAGACCAAGUGUGUUGGAAGGUGAACAGUAAUGCGUUUCCCUCAGUCUCCUUCUUCCCAGAUUUUGAACGAUUAGUUUUUUUCUUCUUUGUUAAGACAGAUGUGUGUUUAGGAGGAGGUUUGCUGAAAUAUAAAUGUAAAAAUAAAAGUUUUUUUCUUAACAGUCA